This is a messenger RNA of Beta vulgaris subsp. vulgaris (sugar beet), 2384 nucleotides long. RefSeq names its product condensin complex subunit 2. The transcript is spliced from 13 exons. The record is from RefSeq and is a predicted model, not a curated record. Lineage: Eukaryota; Viridiplantae; Streptophyta; Magnoliopsida; Caryophyllales; Amaranthaceae. Gene Ontology annotation, biological process: mitotic chromosome condensation. Gene Ontology annotation, molecular function: chromatin binding. Gene Ontology annotation, cellular component: condensin complex. Bases 59 to 2101 code for a protein of 680 amino acids.
UUUUCAAAAACCACCAUUUUCAACUCUCUCUCUUUCUCUCUCCUUUGAAGGUGUAACAAUGGCGGAAACCCUAACCCCCAAUCCAAUUUCAAAUCCGAACAAUAAUAAACCACCUAUUGUUGCUCCAACUACUCCCUUUUUCCUAGCUUCUAACGACGAUCAACUCGAACGCGCUGCUGCACGUGCCGCACGUGCUGCCGCCUUCCGUCGGAAACCCGUCGAGAUUGUUCCUCCUCGAAAUUCUCUCUCCUCUGACUCCUGCCUUGACCGUCACCAAAUUAUGGAGUUGUUCCACAAUUGCGUUAAGCUUGCAAGUGAAAAUAAAAUAACUCAGAAGAAUACGUGGGAACUGAAGUUAAUUGAUCAUCUUAGUGAGAUUAUCAAAGUUGAAGAAGAAAACAACAAUGCUGCUACCAACUUCCAGAGGGCAAGUUGUACACUGGAAACUGGGGUUAAAAUAUAUGCUGUAAGGGUUGAUGCAUGGCAUGCUGAUGCAUACAGAGUUCUGGGUGGAAUCAGCAGAACUGGUCUAGGAGAUGAGCACGAAUUUUCGAUUGGAGGAACUAGGACCUGCAUAGCGAGAAAUGGGAAAAAAUCUGUAAAGGAAACAGAGAGAAAGGUCUCACCUUUGUCAACAGUGGAGUCAUCUUUUGAAGCUCUGAAUAUUAAGAAGUUUGAUGUUGCAUUUACAGUGGAUCCUCUGUAUCAUCAGACAUCUGCACAGUUUGAUGAAGGUGGGGCAAAGGGUCUCCUUUUAUGUAAUCUUGGAGUUUAUGGAGGGUGCAGGGUACUGUUUGAUUCUCAAGAAGUCCCAGCAGAGUGUAUAUCAUCCACAAAUGGCAGUACCAGUUCUAAUCUGGUCGAUGUUUUCUUUGCUAAAGAACAUAUUGAGCUAAUGGCAGCGAACUUGCAUCAGAAUCAAGAUAUCUCUCCUAGUCUAAGAGUUUUAGUAAAGCAGAUUGAUGAGCUUCGGUUCCCAUCAAGGGUUCCUGAUGGUACAGAAUCCAUUAUAAAUGAAAACAUAAUUGAUACAAACAAAGUUGACAAGAAAUUCUACGGUGCCACUGGUGCGACUGAGGAUAUAGGGGCUCAGAUUUACGAUAGCUCUUUUGAUUAUAAUGAGGUGUGGUCUGCAGACAAUGACCAUGAUGUGACUAUUUCUGAUGAAGAUGUAGACAUGGGUAUUCCUACGAUGCAAAACUAUACUGAGGACACAGUGCAAUAUAUGCCUCUUGUGGGCGACAGCUUUGAGAAUGUUGGUUCGCUUUUCUGCAGAGGAUUGGGAUAUGAAUCAGCACGUAAUGCAUGGGCUGGGCCUGACCAUUGGAAGUAUUCUAAGCCUAAUGGUCCAGAAAGUAUAUCUGUUCAUGAUAGCAGGUUAGAUGGUGCUUGUAAGAGACCAAAAAGUAAAAGUUCAUGGGCAUCAGAUAUUGACUUCAUCAAGAAUUUGGAUGAUAAAGUGCCUGAUAUCUUUGUUCCUGUGAAAAAUCCGAAGUCUUUGCUUCUUCCUACUAGAAAAGUUCCCUUUCCAAACAAACUUCCAGAGGAUUGGCAUUAUCAACCAGAGGAUCUUGUGAAGUUGUUUCUUCUUCCUCAUGUCAUGUGCCUGGGUAAAAUCAGAAAAGUUUCAGGUUCCUUGCUUCAAGGAGAUGAUGUCACAUUUCCUUCAUGGGACCAUGAAAGUACAGUUUAUGGCUCAUGUGACGACAAUUUUAUUCACAGAGAUACAGAAGAGGACAUCCUAGUUUCUGAACCUCGUCGGGUUGAUAAAAUUGAAGUUGAAUAUGACGAAACUUCAAAACAAGUUGAUAUACAUGUGCUGAAGAAAACACUUUGGACACUUAUGCAAGGAUCUAUGCAGACACCUGAAGUGAUGCAUGCGGACGGCAUAUCUUUCAGACAUAUCUUAACCACCUUUCCUGAUGAUUGCAAAGCUUCUGUGACUCGUGAUAUUUCCCCGCAUCUAUGUUUCAUCUGCCUUCUGCAUCUUGCAAAUGAGCAUGAGCUGACAAUCAUAGGCUGCCCCAAUUUCGAUGACCUUAGUAUACAUCUUCCUGUUGCAUGUGAGGAUAUUGGUGAAGUGAUACAAGCAUCAUCAUAGCUGUAAUGUCUGUAUAAGUCGCAAAGUAUGUACAGAAUCAGGAGAUUCAGGAGAUUGUCAAUUGUAAUAUCUUGUCAAUUAUCAUCUACUUCACUAGAGAUUCAGGCGAUGCUAACAAAAUGUCAGUUAAUGUCUCACCUUCAUUCUUAGUUUAUGAUGCCAUUCUGCUCAUGUACAUACAGAUACCAUCUCUCUAUAAUGUAGAACUUUUUUCCUGCUAGAUUUGGUCAUGUAAACUUCUUUCCCAGAAUAUUGUUGCUUUUAUGUAUUCCUGAAUUAUCUG